Messenger RNA from Lepus europaeus (European hare), 897 nucleotides. RefSeq names its product methyltransferase 21C, AARS1 lysine (gene METTL21C). Bases 1 to 897 code for a protein of 298 amino acids. Gene Ontology annotation, biological process: peptidyl-lysine methylation. The transcript is spliced from 5 exons. Lineage: Eukaryota; Metazoa; Chordata; Mammalia; Lagomorpha; Leporidae. Gene Ontology annotation, molecular function: protein-lysine N-methyltransferase activity. The record is from RefSeq and is a predicted model, not a curated record. Gene Ontology annotation, cellular component: cytosol; cytoplasm.
AUGGCGCUCAGCACCAACCCAAAGCCCUCUGGCAAUAGCAGCACCGCCUUUUGCCCACGAUCUCAGUACUCAGGUCUCUCCUUCAGAAUCAAGGAUGGUCCUCCUGUGCAGGGCAUGGACGUGUGUCUGAGCUCCGCGCAGCAGCCUGCGUGCCUGGGGGAGGCAGCAGGCCGGCUAGAGGCAGCCGAGGAGGGGACUGUCCAGGACUGUGGCACCGGGGGAUCCCCAGGAGAUUCUAAGGAGAUGGAACCAUGUCUCCACAACCUCCAGAAAUUCGUCCCUACAGAUUAUGCCAGCUACACUCAGGAGCAUUACUGCUUUGCAGGCAAGAAGAUCGUCAUUCAAGAAUCCAUAGAGAGUUACGGAGCAGUGGUGUGGCCAGGGGCUACUGCUUUGUGUCAGUAUUUGGAGGAACACGCACAGGAGCUGAAUCUCCAAGAUGCUAAAAUUCUUGAAAUUGGUGCUGGACCAGGACUUGUUUCCAUUGUGGCCAGUAUCUUAGGAGCUCAAGUCACAGCAACAGAUUUGCCUGAUGUCCUAGGAAACCUCCAAUAUAAUCUCCUGAAGAACACAUUAAAACGCACAGCACAUCUACCUGAAGUGAGAGAACUGGUAUGGGGGGAAGACCUGGAGCACAACUUCCCCAAGUGCACAAGUUACUACGACUACAUUCUGGCUUCUGACGUGGUCUAUCACCACUACUUCCUGGACAAACUGCUUUCCACCAUGGUGUACCUUUCUCAGCCAGGGACAGUGCUGCUGUGGGCAAAUAAGUUCAGAUUCAGCACUGACUAUGAAUUUUUAGAUAAAUUCAAGCAAGUUUUUGAGGCAACGCUCUUGGCUGAAUAUCCAGAGUCAUCAGUGAAAAUUUUUAAGGGGAUAUUAAAAUGGGACUAA